AUGAAGGAGUUGGAUGAAUGUUUCUUGCAUUUUUUGCGUUUGGCUGCUGUGUCUAAAAUUUUUAGUUCUAUAAACGUUGUAAGCACAUUGUAUCCUAUUGUUUUUGCUUUAGAUUAUAUAGUCGAUCUUUCUGUGUUAGCAGCAGCUAUACCCAUGCUAUUAUUUCAUCGUAAUUUGAGUUCUCCUUUUUUUGAUCCACUAGGUGGAGGUGAUCCGAAUUUAUUCCAACAUAUAUUUAUAUUUUUUGGCUAUCCAGAGGUUUAUGCUUUAAUGUGGUCUUGUUUGGAGAUUAUAGGUGAUAUUUGCUCAAAGUUAAGAUUAAAACCGGAUGAUUUAAGGUUUUAUGACUUAUUAUUUGCUACGUUUUCUAUUGUGGGUUUGGGAUGUAGAGUUUGA
Molecule: messenger RNA, 396 nt
Organism: Rodentolepis nana
Lineage: Eukaryota; Metazoa; Platyhelminthes; Cestoda; Cyclophyllidea; Hymenolepididae
Source: the annotation of a GenBank genome assembly